AUGGACGCCAAGAACCCCCAUGCUCACUCCACGGCUCAUCCUCCGGUCGCCUCCCACCAAGUCCAGCACACCCUCCCAAUCCUGCCCAUUGUGUCUCGGCCAGCACCAUGGGCUCACAGCAACAGCAAUCCAGCUAUUAAUCAACACCAGUCCUACCACUCUCACCCUCACCCUCACUCUUACUCCCACCCUCAUCCGCCUCAACCGUCGCAACUCCCUCCGGUUCUCUCCCCGCCCUCCUCCACACCGUCGCAGCCAGUGCCCCCCCAUGCUCCCCCUUCCUCGUCCAUGGUCUCCGAGCCCCACGACGAGACCAAUGCCGUGCAACAUUCAGUCGCCACGGAUUCGGCUCGUCAAAAUACUGGAAAGAACGCCGUAACAAAGGUCCGCAAGCCUCGCAAACAGGGCAAUGCCUCCCAGGGCCGCUCAACCCUCUUCUGGGUCCAUAACGACCCGCAGUCCGUCGCUGAAGGGACUCGAGAAGAGACACUGAAACUCAUCCGGUCCCAUGUCAUGUCCGAGCACAACCGCAAGAAGAGACUCGAUACCAACAAGCGGUCCAAAAGCAAGGCCUGGAAGCACCUCGCUUUUCAACCUGUUGAAACGACCGCUUCCAGCUCUGCGACUGCGGGCUCUUCUGCCACGGCGGCGCCUUCGGCCACCGAGUCGUCAUCUCGUCAGGCUUCGCGGAGGAAAUCACGAAAGACAGCACGCCCGGCUGAAAGUACUUCCUCUUCUUCGUCCUCGAAAUCCCCCUCUCCCGAUGAGCUUGUAAAAGAAGAACAAGAUACGGCACAUGGAGAUGUUGACGAGGAGUAUCCCAUGGUCUCUGGGGAUUCUGUGGAUAGUUAUGGGGUCGACGCCGAUAGUAAAGCCCUUGCUGUCCUUCACGAUCCCACACCGUAUACCUAUAUCGGCCAAGGGACGAGUGAUCCUUUCAAUACAACCCACACUCCGCUCUCAGAGCGCAUGUACCGGCAUCUGCAGCACUUCUUGUGUAAAUUGACACGACUCGCAUAUCCGCUGCAACGUCGAUACGGUGCUAAGCUAGAGGCCCAUUGGGCUUCUCUUGUAUCCCAUGACCCUGCCUCGCUCCACGCUUGCAUUUGCGUCGCGGCAACGAAUUCCGCACUCGAAUCUGGCGAAUUUCCAUUGACAGAUGAGAGAAAGAGCUCUAGCGUGCUGCUUCUUGACACGUUCCAUCACCGUGGAGAGACUAUCCGUCUUGUUAAUGAGGGCCUGUCAGAUCCUAUCAAGGCCGCUAGCGACGAGCUAAUUGCGGCAGUGUCAGUUUUGUUGACAGUAGAAAUUGCAACGGGAGAUCCAGACUACCUCAAGAUCCACCUUGCAGGCCUUAGGCAGAUGGUCGGGAUGAGAAUCAGCUUCGCCGAUGUUGCCGAUGAUGUUCGGUUCCAGAUUUCAUGGACCGAUAUUCGUGUCGCAUGCAUGUCUUUGACGAAACCAAUAUUUCCCUUCGUUCGCUAUUCCCGCCCGACAAACUACACCAUUACUCCUCCGACUAAAGAGCUAGAGUCAACAGCAUCCAGCUUGGCGUCCUUAAUUCAGAUACCCGGCAUCUUUGGUGAUGUCAUGUCCAAAGUAAUUUAUGACUUGGUCGAGCUCAUCUGGUACGCGGAAUGGAUUAAAGGCGGCCCGGAAGAACAAGAUUUUGACGAAGAGACCGAGUGUUAUUACAACACCGAGGUGCUCUACGUUGAAUAUGCCCUCCACAGUGACCGAUACACGUCAUCAGGCGAGGUCAAAGGGGAUGCAACAAUUGAGGGCUGUGUUCGCCUAGCCUGCCUGCUCUUCCACAACACUGCCAUUUGGGACUUCUACCCACACAUCGCGCCCGUGUUCCCGAGGCCUAUCAUGGCGCUGCACUUGGCGCUCGAGUCCACAAUUCGCGCAGGGUGCUACCACCUGUGCCGAGACCUGCUGAUCUGGCUGCUUUUCGUCGGCGCAUGCAGCACGCGCAUCCCGAACCAGCGGUCCUUCUUUGUGAACGAGCUUGCUUCCGCGGUGCGCCUGCAGAGGCUGCAGUCGUGGCAGGAGCUCCGCGCGAUUUUAUUCGGCUACUUCUACGUUGACCGGGUCUACUUGGGACCGUUACGAACAUUGUGGGACGAGCUCCAGGCAGUGCCAGCUCCACAGCAAUGUAUAAACAGUAAUUGA
This is a messenger RNA of Aspergillus puulaauensis, 2175 nucleotides long. RefSeq lists its product as uncharacterized. NCBI's taxonomy places the organism in Eukaryota, Fungi, Ascomycota, Eurotiomycetes, Eurotiales, Aspergillaceae. Bases 1 to 2175 code for a protein of 724 amino acids. The transcript is spliced from 4 exons. The record is from RefSeq and is a predicted model, not a curated record.